Molecule: messenger RNA, 279 nt
Organism: Ustilaginoidea virens
Lineage: Eukaryota; Fungi; Ascomycota; Sordariomycetes; Hypocreales; Clavicipitaceae
Exons: 2
Coding region: 1-279 (92 amino acids)
Source: RefSeq, a predicted model, not a curated record
AUGUCUCGUCGAGCGUGGCGAGCCGCGAGCCAACGCGACAAAGACAGGGGAGCAACCGGGGAAGCCAUCCGCGAGAUUGACGGGGCGCAGGACGUCGAUGGCAGCGUGGGCCCCGGUCUGAUUGAUGCAUCGAAUGCCAUCCGGCCUGGCGAAUGGCGGGCGAAUGGCGAGGCGAAUGGCGAGGCGAAUGGCGAGGCGAAUGGCGAGGCGAAUGGCGAGGCGAAUGGCGAGGCGACUGUAGGGAGGGCAAUGGCAGUGAAUGGCAGGGGCAGGUCAUAG